AUGUCGGGACUACCAGCGAUUCUCGCGGUCGGCACGGGCGAGUAUACGACCGGUUUCGUGGGCAACUCGCAAUCACCGUCGGACAAGAAGCUAGGCGUGGUCGGACUGGUGAUGUUUGACCUUCGUCGUCGCGGGCUGAUUGCGCCCGAGAUCAAAAUGGUGGGUACCAACGGUGACAAAUUCCAGGGCAUUCGGAGUCACUUUAAGAACAACAUCGAGGCCAAGUAUCGAGAUAUGUCGACCGAGUUCACGUCGUAUCCUGCAGCAGGAGUUCGAGACGGUGAUGCAUACAAGACGGCGAUUGAUUCGCUGAAACCCGGAGAUGCAAUCACCAUCUUUACGCCCGACUCGACGCACUUUGAGAUUGCCAUGUAUGCGAUCCAACGCAAAAUCCACGUGCUCGUCACUAAACCGGCAACGCAGACGCUUGCACAUCAUCAGAUGCUCGUCGAACAAGCGGCCAAGCAUGGCGUGCUUUGUAUGGUCGAACAUCAUAAGCGGUUCGAUCCGGCGUAUGCGGAUGCGCGCCAGCGUGCACGCGACAGUUUGGGCGACUUCAACUAUUUCUACUCGUACAUGAGUCAGCCCAAGAACCAAUUGGAGACGUUCAAGGCUUGGGCAGGCAGGGACAGCGACAUUUCGUAUUACCUCAACUCGCACCAUAUCGAUAUCUGUCUGUGGAUCGUUCACGGGCGUGCGGUGCCGGUCCAGGUGACCGCGUCCGCCUCCAAGGGUAUAGCCACAAGCAAAGCGUGUGUUGAGGGUACCGAGGAUACCAUCACUCUGCUCGUCGAUUUUGCCAUUCUCACCGCUGACGCUAAGGUUGAACCGGCGAAACGAGCAACUGCGAUAUUCACCGCCAGUUGGACCGCACCGCAGGGUGCAGGUGUGCACUCGGAACAGCACUUCCACUUUGUCGGUGCGCACGGCGAGACACGCAUCAACCAAGCGCGUCGCGGCUACCAGUUCACCCAAGAAGACAGCGCCCAACAACUCACCGGCGGCGCAUGCACAGACUACAACCCCUUCUACAUGCGUUACACCCCCGACGCAGAAGGCUUCUUCGCCGGUCAAACAGGCUACGGCUACCUCUCGCUGGAACACUUUGUCACCGCCUGCACGCGCAUCAACCGAGGCGAAACCAACGUCGCACAUUUCGAUUCCGUACUGCCCACCAUCAAGGACACUGUGCUUACAACCGCCAUCUUGCAGGCUGGAAGAACAAGCUUGGACGAGAACCGAACCGUUCAAAUCAAGCUCAACGAGCACGGUCAGUUCGAGCUCCAGUAG
Molecule: messenger RNA, 1290 nt
Organism: Mycosarcoma maydis (corn smut)
Lineage: Eukaryota; Fungi; Basidiomycota; Ustilaginomycetes; Ustilaginales
Exons: 1
Coding region: 1-1290 (429 amino acids)
Biological process (GO): NADPH regeneration
Cellular component (GO): cytoplasm
Molecular function (GO): oxidoreductase activity; nucleotide binding
Source: RefSeq, a predicted model, not a curated record